AUGACUCAGAAGGAGUUGAACCUACGGCAGCGGAGAUGGUUGGAGUUGAUAAAAGACUACGACUUGAUAAUUGACUACCACAUGGGAAAAGAAAAUAUAGUCGCCGACGCUCUAAGUAAAAAGUCAUUAUUCGCCUUGGGGGCCAUGAAAACUCAAUUGUCGAUGGCAAAUGAUGGUUAUAUUCUAGCAGAACUGAGAGCUAGACUGAUGUUCCUUCAAGAGAUCUAUGAAGCUCAGAAGGGUGAAAAGGAAUUGGAAGCCAAAAUAACUCAAAAUAAGAUAGAUUGUGAAUCAGACUUUCAGAUUAGUACCAAUGGGUGUAUAAUGUUCAAAAAUAGGGUUUGUGUACCCAAGGACAAUGAGGUUAUUCAGAGGAUUCUAUGA
This is a messenger RNA of Gossypium arboreum, 384 nucleotides long. RefSeq lists its product as uncharacterized. The coding region runs from base 1 to 384 and encodes 127 amino acids. The transcript has a single exon. The record is from RefSeq and is a predicted model, not a curated record. Lineage: Eukaryota; Viridiplantae; Streptophyta; Magnoliopsida; Malvales; Malvaceae.